AUGCACAGAGAGGAGGCGCCACCGCCGCCGCCAUGGCAGCCGGGCUCUGGGCCUGGACCGGGUCCGGGUCCGGGGGUGGGGGUGGCACCGGCGCCGCCCCUGGGGCCAGCGCACGGCAGCCCCUUAACGCCGCCCUCGGGCACCCGUCUCCAACUGCACGUCGACGCCAGCCCUUCCAGGCUCUCACUGCAGUCCGGCAGCUUCCAGUGCAGCCUGGGUUCCUCCACGGGCGACCUCAGCGUGGAGGCGGCGCAGCUGGAGCGAGCCAUUCGCAACAACGACACGGUGCGCGUCAAGCGGUUCCUCGAGCUGCACCACGACAAGUUCCAGGUCAACCUGCACAGUAGUUUUUUAGAUAAAUCUUCCUGCGAAUCGCAAAGCCAAGACGUCGAAAUCCUGCUCAGAAAAUCGAAAACGUUAAUUGAUCGACUAAGUCCUGCUGAAGCUCCUACUACUGACACAUCGUCGUCUCCGCUGCAGCCGGCGUCGUCGUGCGCGUCGUCGGCGUCGUCCGCGGGCGUGGCGGAGCCGACGGUGCCGCUCAUCUUCAGCAACGCGCUGCACGUGGCGGUGGAGCACGGCGCCGUCGACGUGGCGCGCCUGCUGCUCAAGUACGGCCUCGAGCCCAACCAGGGGGGCCGGCUGCCCGGGCCGCCCGCCUCCAGCUUCUUCCGCCCCUCGUCGCCGCUGACGCUGGCGCCGCCCCCGCUGUCCGGCCAGAGGCGCGGCACGCCGUGGGCGGGCUCCCCAGCGUCGCUGUCGCCGCCGCACUACCAGCUGCCCGCCAUCACCACCAGCCCCGCUGACCCUCCCGCCGCUCUCGCCGUCACCUCGCCCACGGCCGCCGGUGCCCGCCGCCGCCGCCUGGGAAGCACCGUGGGCCCCCCGCCUCCACCCGGCCCGACGCCACGGCAGCGCUCGCUGUCGCUGGAGAGCCAAGGCGCUGACUCUCUGCUGCGGCCGGGGGCGGCAGUGGCAGUGGGGGCGGCGGCGGGGGCAGGCGCCGCGACGCCGGACACGGGCCGGCGCAGCGUGUCGCUCAAGUCCAGCCCGCUCAUGUCGCCGCGGCCUCCUCCUCCCCCUCAACAGCAGCAGCAGACUCCACAGCAGGCGCAGCCGGAGCGCAGCAUCUUCGCGGAGCUGCGCCGCAGUAGCGAGAUCUUCAAGAGCAUCCUGCUCAACCUGUCCACGAGGGAGGCGGCGGCGGCGGCAGCGGGCGUGGCGGCCGGGACGCCCGCGGACACCGUCGACCUAGCCGGUCUGCUGGCGGCGCACGAACAACGCCGGUUGACCACGUACCAGCGUGAGGACUCCAGCUCAACGAGUUCUCCCACCUCGAGCUCGACGUCGGCGUCUUCCUCGCAGUCGACGUCAGCGUCGUCGUCGCCCUGCCCGUCGUCCUGCUCACUGAGCGCUGCCUCCUCGUCCGGCAACGGGCUCGCUUCCGAUGCAGGCGACGUCCCGUUGCUUGUCGUCAACCCAGCGCUGCCACCCGAAAAGGUGGUGGGUCUCGCGCAUCACUACACCAAACACUACCUGUACACGCUGCCGGCGCUCUUCCUGGCUGUCGUCAAGGGCAACGCCACGCUCGUCUACCUGCUGCUCAAGUACGGCGCCGCAGUCAACUUCCAGGAUGGACAAGGGAACACGCCUCUGCACCUGGCUGUAGCACAGCAGACAGUGCCGUGGGAGUGCGUUCUGGACCUGGUGGAGAGGGGCGCGCAGGUGGCGCUGCGCAACAAGGCGGGCGUGAGGCCCGUGGAGCUGGCGCCCGGGGACGUGCUGGCCCGGCUGCAGGACCAGAUGCUGGCCGACUGCUGGGCCGGCCUGGCGCCCAGCUCGCCAGCUGCGCAGCAGACCACCCAGCAGGCGCAGCAGGCGGCCAGCGCGCAGCAGCAGGGCGCGCAGCAAAACACCCAGCAGGCGCAGAGCAGCAGUCUCAGUUGCGUGUCGUGCGCGGCGCAGGUGCCGGCGACGCCUGCGGGCGCCGAGUCGCCCGGCAGCGGCGCCGCCAACUCGGGCCCGUCGUCGCGCAACCCGGCGCGCAUCCUGCGCAAGCUGCGCACGGCGAGCGGCGGCGGCGGCGGCGGCGGCGGCGCGGCCAGGGCAGAGUCCACCGAGGAGGCCAGCUCCGCCUCCGUCGAGAUGCUGGCGCUCUCCUCUACCGGCUCCGUGCGCAGCCGCAACAACAGCUGCCGCAGCCUCGAAGUCACCCAGCAACAGCAGCAGCAGCCGGGCCAACCCGCCGGCAGCAACAACAACAGCAAGGAGACCACGGAGGCUCUGACUAAACAAGACUCGAGACGUCGCGCGAGGAGGAAAGCGUGGCGCGAAGCCAGACAGGCACACGUCUCGCAAAACACGGAGAAGUCGCGGUGCUUAGAGGCAGAACGCAGCUUCCAGGUGCUGCUGCACAUGGCGACCAACCCAGAGUGCCUGGGCGGCGUGCUGCGGGGUUUGUUAGUGCAUCACAACAACCUGCUGCGCCUACUGCAGCUGCUCAACCACAGCGCGCUGCACCGCAGCAUGGCAGCGCUGCUGCACGCUGUCCUCAAGACCGCUGUGGAGACGUACGGGGAGCGCUCGGCGGCAGCGACGCCUCCUGCUGUGACGUCACCGGAGAGCGCGCAGCAGCAGGUGGCGGAGGCGACGCAGCAGCUGAGCGGCGCGCUGUGCCUGCUGCUGCGCGUCUGCCUCAGCCUCAUCCACGGCGUGCACGACCUGCAGUACACCGCCAUGGUCACCAUCAACAAGGCCAUCGACGUCUGCGUCGUGCACCGCCUGGCGCACGUCAAGGUGCGCUCCGCGCGCGUCCUCCAGCACCCCUGCAAGCCGGCUAGCGCGGAGCCUGCGGCGCCCUCGUCCGGCACGGCGGGAGACAACACUGCCGCGACGUCGGCGGUCGGCCGGCAGUCGGCGUCCAGCACGGGUACGGCGGAGCCAUCUAGUGGCGACCGCACGAGGCGCCGGCUCGGCGCGAAACGACUGGGUUCCGUGUGGCGGCACUCGUCCACCGCGGAGCCGACAGAGCGCGCGCGUAGCGAGGCCGACGCCGUCGACAAGGAGGAGAGCGUCAUAGACGUGCUGUCGAGCGUGCACGCGCUGUCGGUGCUGAACAUCCUGCACAACGCGCUGACGCUGUACAAGCGCGUGGUGGGCAGCAAGCAGCAGUGCUCUCCCAGCCAGAGGUGGCGGCACUGCAGCUACCACUGCCUGCAGAUCCUGGCGGCGCGCGCGCUGCUCUUCAUGGUGGAGGGGCCCUCGGUGCAGGCGCAGCUGGCGCAGGAGCCGCAGCUGCGUAUCCUCGCCGCAGCGCUCGACUCCACGCACGAUCCGCAACUGCUGGUGCUGGUGCUGCAAAUCGUGGCGACGCUGGCGCUGGAGCCGGCGCACCACCGCGCGCUGCUGGACCAGGGGCUGCCCGACGUGCUGAGCCAGCUGCUGCUGCCGUCGGACGAGUGGUACUACACCAACCACAGCACGCGCUACGCCAAGUACGUCAAGCACCACGCGGCGCGCGCGCUCGUCUACCUGGGCCUGCAGCACCGAGUCAACCUGCGCUUCAGCGUCUACGACAUCCUGCAAGACGACCUGCCGCCGCCGACGCCGCUCACGGAGUCGGUGGAGGACGCGUACAUCACGGCGACGUCGGCGCCCCCGGCCAUCGUGCACUGCCCGCGGACCAACAACGUACUGGGCCUGUCCGUCGAGGGCGCCGUCAUGCACGUACUCCGCACUCUAGAGACAUCACUCAGCCAAGGCACGACGUCAUCAUCGGACUGGGCGACACCGCACUGGGCUCUCAGCGGCAGCAGCUACUCGCAGACUCCGCAGAAGGUAGCCAUAGUGAGACAGCUGUGCAAGCUGAGGCAUGCUGCAGUUUGGACAAGCUCAUUGCUGCGUACACUGCUGAUGCAGAUGCUGAGAAAGCAGUAUGAGAUACCUGUGUGCAUCAAGGCUUGUUGCACAAAACAGAAGCUCGCUGUUGCACGGGCUACUAAUGCUGCUGCUGAUUGCAUGCCGUGCGUGCUGUCGCCGGUGGUGCUGCUGCGGCUGCUGCUGCACCGGCUGCUCACCACGGCGGCGCCGCACCUGGCGCGCUGGCGCAGCUGCGCCUCCAGGUCGUCCUUCGCCUCCGCCGGACACGCCGAGGGCCCGCGCACGCCGCGUAGCAGGGCUUCCUCCACCGACACCGAGCCCAGCUCCCUGCGCAAGAGGAGGAAGGUGAACCUGACCGUGGACUGCACGACUGGGCUGGAGGGCGGCGCCGAAGACGCGGCGGUGAGCACCAGCCGGUCCCGCGGGCUGCACCGGCCGUCGUUCACCCAGCAGGGAUCCAGCCUGCCCGUGCACCAGCCUCUGGAGCGCGCCUCUUCGCUGGUGCCCGCGCCCAGGGACAGCCUGGGGCUCGAGCCCGCCAUGCAGGCGACGCUGUUCGCGUUCUCGCACAUGCUGCGGCACGCGCCGAGCCGCGACUCGCUGCAGAGCAGCAGCGACGGCCGGGGCUCGGCGCCCGGCUCGCCGUCGCUGGUGGUGGUGCCGGUGCCGCAGCAGCUGCCGCUCGGCCUCAGCCUGGGGCUGGGCGCCCACAAGCCGCGCCGCGCCUCCUUCCGCUUCUCCAGCCUCCACAAGCGCCGCUCCAAGUCGCAGGCCAACAUCGCCGCCGUCGUACACAAAGUCGAUGUAGGGUCGCACCGACGCGGCGACACGCCAGAGCAGGAGAUCCUGGCGUUCCAGAAGCAGCUGCAGAACCUGCCCGACUUCGACUCUCCGGACCACCCGGACCCGGUGGCGGCGGCGGCCGAGUUCCUCGCCGGCCGGCCGCACCUCCGGCCGCGCUCGCGCUCCAUGCCGCGCGUCUCCUACGAGAACUCGUCGUCGCGCUACCUCACGCUGCCCGACGCGUGGACGCCGUGGCCCGGCGGCGGGGGCGGCGGGGGCGGCCGCCUGCACAGGGGCCGGUCUGCGGGGGCGCUGCCCGGCGCGGGCGACCACAGCCCGGCCGCCGCCACCACGCCCGUCGAGGAGCGCGCCGCCGUGGGGCUGGCUCCGGUGGCCGUGUCGGGGGCCGGCUCGGGGGCGGCGCCUGGCGCGGGGACGGCGGCGGGGGGCGGCGGGGGCGGCGACCGCGGCGGCUCCGGCAGCCGGCGGUCCAGCCUCAGCCCCUCGGACCGGUCCGGCCGCCGCCGCGACAGCCCCGCCUGCAUCCUGGUGGAGGUGCCUCCCUGGCACAGGGCCAUCCUCAACUUUCUUGAGGAGUGGCUGCGCGUGUCGCGGGUGGAGCUGGACCGCAACCCGCCGCUGUGCCGCGAGCUGCGAGACUUCCUCACCAAGGUGUCCGGCUGCGGGCCGCCCUAUCAGCAGUGGUGCGCCGAGCUGCGCCAGGAGCACCCCGCCCUCGCCCGUGACCCCGACCUCGACAGUGCGGAUGACUUGGAGGAGACCGACCGAGAAUACUGCCAGCUGCUGCAGCUGGUGGUGGGCGGUGCGCUGCCAUGCAGCAAGGAGGAGGCGGCGGCGCUGGCCGGCAUCCAGCUGCGCAUCGAGGAGUCGUGGGGGCGGCCGCACCCGCUGCCCGCCUCGCCAGACGACUCCGCCACGCUCAGGCCCAUCUCGGAGGGGCAGGAGAGCCUGCUGCUGCACGUGCCCAGCUUCAGCGUAGCGCGGCCCGUCAGCCCCCUGACCGAGGAGGCGGAGGACGGAGGCGGGGGCGGCACCACCAGUGCCGGCGGCGACAGCGACUCGGGGGCGGACGGCCCCGGCGGCGGCAGCGGCGGAGUCGUCACCUGCGGCUCCUGGCGCCGGGGGCAGAGCGCUGCCACGUCGGGGGCGGGCGGGGGCGGCGGCACGGUGUUGCGCUUCUCGCCGGGCCGCAACUCGAGCCUGCUGCGCAAGUGCUACCCCUCGUCUUCUGUGCAGCCGCCGUUCCUGCCCGCCGGCCGCCUCGAGGACUGCCUGCCGCCGUGCUACCACGCCAACAAGAACAUGGCCAAGCUCAUCAAGGAGCAGAAGCGCAAACUCUUCCACACUUCGGUGUACGAGUCGGAGGUGCAGCUGAAGAAGCUCUACAUCCAGACGUGUCGACGGCUUCCUGCGCACGGCUGCAAGGUCUACCAGGUCAAGGAGCUGCUGCGGGGGAAGACCAAAAAGAAGGCGGCUAGACUCUUGGGCCUGGGACCCGAGAAGAUCGUCCUGCUGGACAACAAGACCCGCAUCCUCGCCAAGUCGCAGAACACUGCGGAUCUUCUCCAGUGGCGAACGGGCGGCGGCCGCUCCCAUGACCGACUGCAACUGGAGUUCCGGGCUACGCGCUGGUCGCUGGUUGUGCCCGCUGUGGCCGCCAUGCGCCAAGUGGGGCUGGCCCUCUGGGAGCUCCUCCAGGAGCUCGACUCCCACUUUCUGGAGGAGUACGCCGUCCAGCGACGAGUCGGACGCCAAGAGCUGGUGAAGCGGUCGCUGCUGACCCUGCAGGUGGUGGCGGCCGAGGAGCUCGAGGCGCUGCACCGCCUGCUGCACGUGCCCGAGGAGGUGGCGCUGCGGCUGGCGGACGCCGAGCACCGCCUCUUCUACCAGGUGCCGCCCAUCGACUACCUGCGCCAGGUCACGCUCGACCUGGGCUCGAGCAGCGGCAGCCCCAGCAGCGGCGAGCACCAGCAGCAGGCGGGACCGGGACACGGCGCGCAGAGGCCCUCCGUGCGCAGCCUCAUCAAGCGCUUCAACGAGGUGAGCUCGUGGGUCACGCACCUAAUCAUCACGCAACCAACACACGAAGACCGCAAAGCCGUACUAUCAUGCAUCCUGCGCGUCGCGCUAUCCUGCUGGAAUAUCGGCAAUUUCAACGGUGCUAUGGAGAUCGUGGCGGGACUCAAGUCAAACAAGCUGAAACCGUUCUGGCUGUCGAUCACGGAGAAGGAGUCGCUGCCGGUGCUGGACUUCCUGUCGGCGGCGCUGAUGUCGGCCGAGUACGAGCGCGCGCUGGCGCGGGCGCUGGCGAUGUCGGAGUGCCGCGUCGUGCCCUUCUUCGGCGCCUUCCUGCGCGAGCUGCGGGACAUCCUGGCGGGCAGCCCCAGCCUCGUGGUGCUGGCGCCGCCCCCGCACUCGCCCUCGCCGGCGGCGGCGGAGGCGGCGGAGGCGGCGGAGGCGCAGCUCGAGUUCAUCUCUGACUACAAUGGAGAAGACCACUACUUUACGCGAAUCGGUCCAGGAGGUCUCAUCAACUUGGACAAAAUCUACCGCACACAAGCAGUUAUGGACCGAAUUGCCUCAUUCCAUCAACAUUACCAUGCUCGCAACCGUGAAUCAGUGCUGAACUUGCUCAGGGACCACCUCAGCAUUCAUACAUCCAGUAUUGAACGCUCUUAUUUAUUGGAUGAAUCUGAGGACCAUGAUUAUGAUCUUGAUCUCGACACAUACCAGCCAGUCCAGCCUUUAAGCAAUGACCAUGGCGUCAGCUUCUUUCCCAUAUCUGCUCCACACAGCAGAAUUGAUCAUCACGUUUUACAGGUGCUGCACCACGGCAGCACGGCGGUGCACUGGGACGCGGAGGGCGGGUCGCGCACGGCGCUGGUGUACGCGCGCCUGGAGCGCAGCUGCGCCACGCUGACGUGGGGGCGGCCGGCGUGGAGCGCGCUGCGCACGGGCGCGGGCGGCGGCGGCGGGCCCGCCUCCGACUACUGCCUGGGCGCCAACCCCGAGGAGGCGGUCGCGCCCGGCCUGCUGCUCAAGCUGGCGGGCGCCGAGCCCACGCUCGAGGAGGGCUACCUCGACCUCGCCUGCGUCAAGGAGAUCUCUCAGGGCGGCCGCGACCGAGACCGCGACCCCGACCUGCUGACCGCCUGCCGCCGCUACGGCCUCGACAAGUUCGCCACGCGCGACUGCGUGCUCGCGCUCGUCUACGGCGCCAACCUCAGCGACAACCGCGUCCUCUUCCUGCUCUGCCCGCCGACGCUCUGCAAGAUGUGGUACACGGGGCUGUGCUGGGUGGUGCGCGGCCUCAAGCGGCAGAUGCAGCUGACGGACCGGCGCAUGCUCUGGCUCAAGGAGCAGUACCUGCAGCUCUACUUCGACGAGGGCCUCUGCCAGGGACCCAUGACAGCCGACGCCAUUCGGGUGUUCGGAGGCCGGGACUGGGCCAUGACGGGGGCGGUAGCCGGCAUGUCGCCCCCCGACAACGGGACGCUGCGCAGGGGCGCCUCCGCCAAGUUCAAGAAGAAGAAGUCCAUCGGCAACAUACAGACGCUAAAGGACUCCGGUUCGAAGCCGGGCGGCGCUCCGGGGGGCCCGGGUUCGGAGCCGUGCGGGGGCCAGCUGCAGCCGGGGGAGCCGCCGUCGUGGCGCCGGGUGACCACCUCCGUCACGGUGAGCGGGCCCAGCCCCAGCACCGCCACGCCGCGCUCGCACUCCGUCUCCAGCGACUUCGACCUGCACGACUCCACCGACAACCUGGACAAGAUCUCCAGCUGCAGUCCCACGCACCACUACAGCUCCAGCUCCACCGGACUACACAGGGAUCGAGGGAAGUCCACUCUUCCCGAACAGAUUUGGCAGAUGCGACAUUUCAGAGCUGGGUCCAUCACUCACGAAACACAGCUGGACUUCGUUGACUUUGUGGCUCUUUUUCGUUCGUUCAGCUUAAGAGCAAGGAAGGAUUUGCGAGACUUGUUCGAUCAACUGGCUAUAACAUGCAGAAGUAUGUCCGACAGUUCUCUUAAUGAUGGCAGUCUGAAGAGUUCUCCUGAACACCUAAUGAAACCUCCUCAGAAAAUAGGACUGCUCACAAGAAACAGCUCCUUGGAUCUUUACGAGUACCGAAGCUCUGGAACCCUACAAAAGAAGAAAAUCUUCGACGCGAUAGCAACGGCUAGUAUUGUAACCAACUGUGCAGGAAUGGACACCUCGAAAUCACAAGUGAUAACUAUGCAGACGUUUUCAAAAUUUUUAGAAACCCGCCAAAUGGAGCAGAGGACAGAAGACGAAAUAAAAGCGUUAAUACAGAGGCACGAACCAGAUCCUCUGUUGCGAAGUCAGAACUGCUUUUCUUUUGAGGGCUUUGCGAGGUAUAUGAUGGACAAGGACAACUACGCCUUUAUCAGUGAAAGAAUGGGCCCAGAAGAAAGUGAAAUGGACCAACCGUUGUCGCAUUAUUAUAUUGCAUCUUCCCAUAAUACGUACCUCACAGGCCAUCAACUGAAAGGGGAAUCUUCUGUCGAGCUAUAUAGUCAGGUGCUACUAACAGGCUGCAGGUGUGUGGAGCUGGACUGCUGGGAUGGAGAUGACGGCUCGCCGCUCAUUUACCACGGACACACGUUCACCACCAAGAUACCGUUCAGGUCAGUCGUCGAAGCCAUUAACAGGAGUGCCUUUGUCACGUCGCCGUACCCCGUCAUCUUGUCCAUAGAGAACCACUGCUCCGUUCAGCAACAAACUCGGAUGGCACAAAUAUUCCAGAGCGUGUUCGGCGACAAGCUGGUGACCAAGUUCCUAUUCGAGCCGGACUUCACGGACGAGUGCCAGCUGCCGUCGCCGGCGCAGCUGCGCUAUCGCAUCCUCGUCAAGAACAAGAAGCUGACGGCCGACAUCCCCGUGGCGCCGUCUGCGCAGGCGCCGCCCCCGCGCCACGGCAGCAGCUCCCACACGCCGGUGCGCGCGGCGCCGGGGGCGGCGGGCGCGGGGGCGGCGGGGUUGGCGGGGGCGGCCACCAUAGGGCCCGGCUCGGGCAAGCAGCCCUCCUCGGGCAGGGCCAGCUCCAUCACCAGCGGCGGCUCCGCCAACGACGACUUCAGCGACGACGAUGACGAUGACGACGACGACGACGACGAGAACAUCGACGAGAAGCUGCUGGGGCUGUACGGCACGGAGGACAAGUCGCUGAGCAAGUCGACGUCGAUGGGCCCGUCGCGCACGGGCUCCAUGUCGAGCCACGAGAGCAUCCUGCGGCUGGAGCGCGGCGCCUGGCCCGGCGGGCACGCGGCGCGCGCGGCGAUGGGCCGCGGCCAGCCGGCAGACGCCUGGUACACCGACGAGGAGCCGCCGCCCACCAAGCCCAAGAAGCAGAGCAGCCAGAUCGCCAAGGAGCUCUCCGACAUGGUCGUCUACGUGCAGGCAAUCAAGUUCCGCGGACUCAACACCAUCAGCCCCAACAGCUCGGUCAAGUGCAAGCGGUCGGCGAGCACGGCUCCGGCAGUGGGCGGCCCCGCACUCAAGAAGAGCAGCAUCGGCGGCAUCACGCCGCCCACGCUGCCCUCGAGCGCGGCCGCCGCCGCCGCCGCGCCGCCGACGCCGACGGCGCACGGCUCCGGCUCGCUGUCGGCGUCGCCCGGCGUCGGCUCGGGCGGCGGCGCCGCGGGCUCCGGGCCGGGCGCGGGGGCGGGCAGCGGCGGGCCCAGCCCGGCGGCCGGCGGGGGCGGGGGCGGCGGCGCGGGGCCGCAGCGCGGCACGCCCAACGUCAACCACCCCUGCUACCAGUGCUCGUCGCUGAACGAGAACACGGCCAAGAAGCUGUGCCGCAAGCAGCCGCACGCGCUCGUCGCCCACACCGAGACGCAGCUGAUGCGCACCUACCCGGCGGGCAUGCGCAUCGACUCGUCCAAUUUCAACCCGGUCAUCUUCUGGGCGUUCGGCAUCCAGAUGGUGGCGCUCAACUACCAGACGGAGGACGCGGCGCUGCACCUCAACGCCGCCAUGUUCGAGCAGAACGGCCGUUGCGGCUACGUGCUCAAGCCGACCGUCAUGUGGGACCGCACGCACAUGAUGUACCGCCGCUUCAACCCGUGGGACAAGGAGUUCGACGGGCUGCACUCGUCGCACCUUUUCGUGAACGUCGUAUCGGGCCAGUACGUGAACCAGACCAACCUGCAGGCGAGCACCUACGUCGAGGUGGAGGUGGUGGGCAUCCCGGUGGACUGCAACAAGCAGAAGACCAAGGUGGUGCAGCGCAACGCGCUCAACCCCAUCUGGAACGACACGUUCUUCUUCCAAGUGAUGUUCCGCGACCUGGCGUUCCUGCGCUUCAGCGUGCUGGACGCGAGCACGAGUCACGUGCUGGCGCAGCGCGUGCUGCCGCUCAAGUGCCUGCGGCCCGGCUACCGGCACGUGCGGCUGCGCUCGCCGCAGAACCAGCCGCUGCAGCUGGCCACGCUGUUCGUGUACUCGCGCGCCGAAGAGGAGAGCCUCGACUACGACGGCGUCUCCGUCGAGAACGGCGACGCGCUGCACGCGGGACGCGCGACCGCCGCCGCAGCCGGCGUCUCCGCGGGGGCCGCGUCCGCCGCGGGCGCCAGGGCGGCCAGGCACAGCCGCGAGCUGGCCGCCGACGCCGCCGCCGCCGUCAAGAAGGACCACGCCGCCGCCAUCGGCAGCGUGCCGCUCAAGCGCCGCAUGUUCUUCCUCAUGGUGUACGGCGUCAUGCCCGACGAGCCGUACACCAUCCUCAAGAUCACGCAGGAGUCGACGACGCAGGAGGUGGUGCUGCAGGCGCUGCAGAAGGCGGGGCUCAGCGCCGACCGCGUGCACGACUACAUCCUGGUGGAGGAGGUGGCGCGCAGCUGGGAGAAGAAGGACCGCGACAUCCCGGCCACGCAGCGCGUCCUAGACCUCGAGGAGCGGCCGCUGCAGGCGCAGGCGCAGUGGCAGGGCGAGGGCCGCUUCCUGCUGAAGCGCAUGGGCGACGACCCGUCGAGCCGCGCCUGGCUCUCCUCCAUCCGCAGUACGUCUUCGGGCCGGCGCUCCGCCACCGAGGACUCGGAGGGCGCCGCCGUCGCCUCCGCCGCCGCCAGCAGCCUGCAGCUGCGGCCCUGGGAGGAGACCGACACCUUCCUCGUCUGCGUCUACAACGUCUCCCCCGAGAUCCCCUACGCCAUCCUCAAGGUGCCCGUCAGCGCUUGCGCCCAGGACGUGCUCGCCCAGGCGCUCGUCAAGGCGCGACGAAUGGAGGAUCCGGCCCGCUUCGUGCUGGUGGAAGAGCUGGAGUGGAGCAGCGGCAGCGGCAGUUCCGUCACCCGCCAACAGAGGGUUCUGGCAGACGACGAAAACGUCUACAGCACGCAGGCACACUGGCAGACCAUCGGGCGGUUCAUCCUGCGCGAGCGGGAGCGCGCGACCCCGCCGGCGGGCCGGCGCCACCGCGUGGCGGCCAACCUGCGCACGGCGACGCUGGAGCGGCUCAGCAAGGGGCUGUCGGCGGCGGCGGCGGGCGCGGCCGGGCGCAGCGCGGGCCACGCGCACGCGCAGGCGGGCAAGGCGCCGGUGGCCGAGGCGCUCAGCGACCCCACCACGUCGCGCCACGUGCGCCACCACAAGUUCCCCGCCAGCUGCAGCGGCCGGCCGCGCCCGCCGCCGCCCGUCGCCACGCAGCACCGCGAGGUCCACUCCGAGGGCGAGACGCUCAGCGACGACGACGUCCGCGACCUGGACCUGCGCGCCGCCGUCUCCCGCCUCAAGAAGGUGUCGCUGCGCAAGCUGCGCGUCUGGAAGUCCUGAGUGGAGGUGGCGCUGUACGGCGCCAGACAGGACUCGUCGCCGCACACCGGCGCGUCCUGGAUGUGAGUCGCCGUGCAGCGGCCAGAGCUCCUCUCGCUUCACUCGCAGUCUCGAGGUGGCAGUCGGAGACCGAGCAGACUGUACACUGGAGGACGAUCACCCCGGGUGCCUUCCCAUCUCUGUCGACGGACGUUCCACCCCGGCUACAAAUACGAGACGUCCGAUCCGGGCGCGGCUGUGCGGUACCCGUCACCGCUCCCUUUCUAGAACCACUCGUCGUAUGUGGUGGUUCCCUGACAGUGACGUAACUUAUCGAGUGGCCUCUGUCUGACUUAGAAACUGCCUUCCUCUGUACUGUGCUGGAACAAGUUAGGGUUAAAAUCCCCAAAUAUCGUCGAAAUGAACCAUUUUACAUCAAAUGCGCUCUCUCUCAAACCCCCCCUUCUCUCCCUCCCUCCCUCCCCCUCCAUCUCUUUCACGUAUCGACCCAGACUGGAAAACAGGGAAACGGUUGCGAACCGACCAGUGUGCGAGAGGACAGUAGCGUGUCGUGUGUGCGUUUCUGUGUUUCCGUGUGGCUGGUGAGGUCUGUAGAGAAUGCCGUGUUUUCUGUGGUGUACAGAAGACUCAUUUUUGCUUCGAGGGAAGUGUCGCCGUGUGGAUAUGUUUUGUGCCUGUUGCCUUAAUGUCAGUGCUAGUGCCGGUUUCACUUCAGUUUUGUCAACAGUAUUGUAAAUGUGAGUUUGUAGUGGAUCUCUCAAUGUUUUUCAAUGUUGUCAGUGACACAGGUGUUGGCUGGUCGUUUUUGAACAGUGAUUUAUGUACAGUUACAGACUUCAAAUACACAAAACAGGUAAAUUCACCGAUGGUAACCGGCUUCUGCAAAAAUGGGAUAUUUUUGUAACGCUAAACCAAAGUUCGACAUCAAAUGUUUAACAUAUCUUCAAUAUUUUUGUUCUUAAAAUUAGGUACUAACGUACUAAUAAAAAUAUCAAAAAUCCCAUUUUGCUUGAAGUUUCGAGAACGGAACAUACCUGUAAUUAGCGUUGACUGAAUAGUUGUCCCGAUGUUUUGUUGUUGCCCAUAUCUAGUCAUAAGAAACUUUCUGUGAUACUUUUAUGUAUUGUAUUUAAAUCUGAUACCUCGUCUCAUGAUUUUAUACUGUGGUACCGACCUUCGUAAUCGUAAGGUUCAAAUAAUUAUUACUGCUUCAUUAUUUAUAAUUUCCUCAUUUUUGUUUGAACUGUACAUGACAUCGUGUGUAGCUUAGUACACAUUUUUAAUCGAAUGUGACCUUCGUUUUGUUACUAUGCUGGAUAAUAGUUCAAAUGAUUGUUUUUAUGACACAUACUUCAACAAUGUUCUGUUAUUCCGAUGAUUCACUUCCUGUAAUACUGAGAACAGGUUUUUUUGAGUGCUAUGCUGAGCUUGAUCUUCUCUGCCCAAGAAGGUACUGUUAUAUUUUUACCAGUUCACUAUACCGUGUGGUGAGAAAAUAAUGCUUCACAGUGCAUGAGUCAUUGAUAACAUCUAAAGACAUUAAGAAACAAAAAUCCUGUAACAUCAGCUAUAAAUCAAAAUGUGCAUAUUGUACACUGUACAAAUUUUAGUAUUAAAAAGAUAAAUGCUGCUGCAGAUGCAGUGUUAUAUUGUCUGUUGCCUAAAUUAUAUUAAGAUUGAUAAGUGUUUUCCUGUAAAUGGCAUAUAAAUUGAGGGUUCUUUGUUGACAGCUUUCAAAGUAAAUAUAUUCUUUUUAUUGACUGUAAAAACAUCUAUUCUGUUUGUAAAUAUAUUUAUAUACACAUAUUUAUAAAAUGUUGUUACCAGAUUUUUAAUUGAACCAAGAAAGCAGUGGUUAUGUAUCAGCACAGAUGCCUUCCUAUUGGUAUAAGCAGAGCAGGAGCUAAUUAUUUUUCUAAGUGUUGAAGUUCUAUGCAUAGAGUUAAUAUGAGGGUGACAUCUUGGAUGUGUGUGUCCUAUAAAAAGGAAUGGAAUGUAGUUGCAUAAUUUAUUUACAGAUAUGCAACAAACUGGAUCAGUAUUGUGAUUACAUUUUACUCUGAAAUUAUUCUUACAUAUAUUUUUUUUAAUAUGUACCUGUACCUUUUUGUUCUGUACCAAUAAAGCUGCUACUUAAGAAGAAAUAAACGAAAUUAAGUAUUGUAUUUAAUGCAAUGUUGCCAGUUUAGGAGUAUAACUGAAGUGUGUACUGAAACAAGAAAAAGCUUAAUAUUAAAUAUUCCAUCAAACAUAUUUCAUGAAUUCAGUACUCCUAUAUCAUGUCUAAAGUAUUACCAAUGAGACAAUCAGAUUUCAUAAUUUGCAAUUUCAUUAAAUCAUCAUUAAUUCUGCAUGUCAUUAUGGCUGUGAAGGAAAGUUGUUAUUAAUUAUGUAUGGGAAUGUAUUAUUUUUAUUUAUUUUUAUUUUUAAUCCUGAUAGAAAUUCUUCUUGUCUCAGUACAUUCUUCUAUAUGUGAUAUAAGCAAUUUCUACACAUAUUGCAAAUGUUAUCAUAGUUAGUGCUACAGGUACCACUUACUCUGUACACUGGAAAUUUACAUUCAGCCAUAAUUUGUUGAAGUCAGAUAGAACAAACUUUAGUUUGAAUUGAAAAAGAUCUAAAACAAAACUUUGCCAGAGUCAUGUUUAGAUACAUACAUCAUAAAAUGUUAAAAUGACAACAGUCACUAAGAAAAGUUAUAGAAUGAUAAGGAUUACAUUUCAUAGAAAAAUAUAUAGGUAGAGUGACUUUACUUACAGGGAGCUAGUCAUAUAUUUAGUUUAUAUUCUGUGAAUGAAUCUGGCCCUACAACUAAAUUAAAUAUAGGGUCUCAUAAGUAGAACAAAUAAUCUGGCAUGAGAACUACUUCAGAAUAAAAGAAACCUGACUAAUUUCUUUAAAAAUGUUAAACUAUAUAAUAAUGAUUCCUAGAUAUUCAGAUACAUCUUACCUUAGUAGAGCUAAGCCUUUUCUGUGUUAGCUUGCAAUAUUAGACAAAUGGAGCAUAUAUACUUGUUGAAUGAAAGCAUUACACUGAAUGUAAUUGUUGAAACUGAUGCACAAAUGUGAUGAAUUUAUUAAAUUUCUCGACCAGUAAAUAACAUUGCAGCACAAGAAGUGGUUAACUUUGCACAAUUUCUAAUCAGAGUUCCUUAUUACUUCUACAGUAGCUGACUGAGUUUAAAAAGUUGUAAUGGAGGCAGCUAAACCCUAGCUGUAUUUUAAAUAGUAUACUGUACCAUGCAUGUGUUCUUUUUAUCAGAUGUGAAAUAAUGUACAGUGUUUUAUAUAUUUCAGACCACCAAACUUUUCACCACUCUGUGAUUAUGUUUAUUUAUUUCAGACUAUGAAAGACAUUUUCAUUAAAAAAUCCAUUUUACAAACUUUGUGAGAAAUAUGUUUGUAUGCUUACAACUUCUGCUUGAGAGAAAGUUGUAAAUCAUAAAAAUCUAUUUGUCCACUGUAUACAUUCAUCACUAAUUAUGUAUCAUCAUUCAGAUUCUGAAUUGAUACUGACAAGCUUCUUACAGGUAUAAUCAUGACAAGGUAUGUAAGAAAGCUGCUAUGGUGAUAUAACAGUACUGUAACUGUUGCUUUUUAUAUCAAUUCCUUGGAGAUUAAUUUAUUUUAAUUUUGCUACCCACUGUUAUCUAUAAUACAACUGAAAUAUGUUAUGACUCUUCUAUUUUCAAACAACUCAAUGCAAAUCUAUUUGAGGAAAUUGUACAUGUUAUAUUUUAUGACAGCAGUUGUGACUUUUCGGAAUCAGAAUUAAAUGUCAGAACACUAAUUAUCCACUCUUUCCAUAUCAGAAAGUUGCUUGUAAAUAAUUUUCCACUUUUAUAUAUACAUAAAUAUAAAUAUAUGUAUAUCUUGUUCUUGUUUCCUUCGUGUCAGAGGAUUUUUCAUGCAGCUGUAACUAUAAUAUUAUAUUUGAUAUAUUGUUCUGAACAAACAUUUCCCUUGAUACAUUAAAAUAAAUGACAACUAACUGAAACAUUUCAUGUUUACUCUCUGUCCAUAGUGGCUUUGUCUUGUUACUUCUUAUGUGUUUGUUUGAGUUCAGGCUGUGGAUAAUCACAACAGACAUUGUGUACAGGCUACAGAAAUCAAUGUUGGCCUAAUGUUUUACUUUACACUUUAUUAAACAUUCACAGUAUAAUGCUGAGUUCUUUUGUGAAUAUCGGUAUAAGUGUAGUAUAUUUUCUGCUGUUACAAUGUCACAGAAGCAAAAGAAAAUUACAAAUAAAUUAACAUUAUGUUCUCAUAGCCACUGUGAAAAUAAAUGUGCUCAGAAAAAAAUUCUCCACUACAGUGCUUGGAAACCAUUAAAAGUUACAUUUAUUAUCACAGAACAUCCUUUUCAAUUUUUCACCAAGAGUCCAUUUUAAAAUGACCUUUAAACAUUUAUAUUUAAAAAUAAGACACCUAUAUAAAUUUAU
Molecule: messenger RNA, 16919 nt
Organism: Schistocerca cancellata (South American locust)
Lineage: Eukaryota; Metazoa; Arthropoda; Insecta; Orthoptera; Acrididae
Exons: 58
Coding region: 1-12477 (4158 amino acids)
Biological process (GO): phosphatidylinositol-mediated signaling; lipid metabolic process; small GTPase-mediated signal transduction
Molecular function (GO): protein binding; phosphatidylinositol-4,5-bisphosphate phospholipase C activity; guanyl-nucleotide exchange factor activity
Source: RefSeq, a predicted model, not a curated record